GUAUUCGAGUGUCUCAAUCAAUUAUUUCGACACUUGAAUUAUGCUAUAGUACCCUUUUCCCCCUUUUUUUUCCUUUGAUUUAUUACAUUAUCUAAUAUGAAAUCCUCUUUUGAAAGCUUAUUUGACGUCUAUGCUGUCUACAUACAGCAUCCCGUUUUUUCAAAGUGGCUUAUUCUUCUACUUGUCUUCUCCCUCUUCCUCAAUACCUAUUUUUUAAACACUUCUAAGCAACCUAAAGUGGUCAUCAAGAAGGUGGUUGAACGAGUAGAAGUGCCCAUUAAAGAGUCCAAGGCAGUAACAAAACUCUCAAGAAAGCAAAGUCAUUCUUACCAUCAUCAAUCCGAUGUGAUUCGUCCCUUAGAUCAAGUGUUGGCAUUACUUAGUACACCAGAAGCCAUCACUGAUGAAGAAAUUAUCUCGAUUGUUCAGGCAGGUAAGAUGGCCCCUUAUGCACUUGAGAAAGUCCUUGGUGAUUUUGAACGCGCUGUUCAUAUUCGCCGUGCUUUGAUUUCUCGUGAUUCUCGUACAAAGACGUUGGAAGGAAGUAUGCUUCCUGUCAAAAAUUAUCACUAUGAUAAAGUCAUGGGUGCUUGCUGUGAAAAUGUCAUUGGCUACAUGCCUAUUCCUGUAGGUGUGGCAGGUCCUUUGAAUAUUGAUGGUGACUCAAUUCAUAUUCCUAUGGCAACUACUGAAGGCUGCUUGGUUGCUUCUACUGCCAGAGGCUGUAAAGCAAUUAACGCUGGUGGAGGUGCUAAUACAAUUGUUAUUGCUGACGGUAUGACGCGUGGUCCUUGUGUUGAAUUUCCUACUAUUACUCGCGCUGCUGAAUGUAAAAGAUGGAUUGAACAAGAAGGUGAAGAUAUCGUUACAAAUGCAUUCAAUUCUACAUCGCGUUUUGCUCGCGUUCGUAAAUUAAAGGUUGCCCUUGCUGGUCGCUUAAUGUAUAUUCGUUUCUCUACUACUACAGGUGAUGCUAUGGGUAUGAAUAUGAUCUCUAAAGGUUGUGAAAAAGCUUUAAGCAAAAUUGCUGAAAGAUAUCCUGAUAUGCAAAUCAUUUCACUCUCUGGUAACUAUUGUACAGACAAGAAGCCUGCUGCUAUCAACUGGAUUGAAGGACGUGGUAAAUCAGUGGUCGCUGAAGCUGUCAUUCCCGGUCAUAUCGUUGAAAAGGUGCUCAAGACAACUGUGGCUGCUCUUGUUGAACUGAACGUCUCAAAAAACCUUGUGGGCUCUGCAAUGGCUGGUUCUGUGGGUGGUUUCAAUGCUCAUGCUGCUAAUAUUCUGACUGCUAUCUAUUUGGCUACUGGCCAAGAUCCUGCUCAAAAUGUAGAAAGUUCCAACUGUAUCACCUUGAUGAAGGCUGUGAAUAACGAAAGAGAUCUUCAUAUUUCUUGUACCAUGCCUUGUAUUGAAGUAGGUACUAUUGGCGGUGGUACGAUCUUGCCUCCUCAACAAGCCAUGCUUGAUUUUAUUGGCGUCCGUGGUCCCCAUCCUACUGAACCUGGUGCUAAUGCUCGUCGUCUUGCCCGUGUUAUCUGUGCUUCUGUCAUGGCCGGUGAAUUGUCUUUGUGUGCUGCUUUAGCGGCUGGUCAUCUUGUCCAGGCUCAUAUGGCUCACAACCGUAAUACAGCUGCUGUUCCUUCUGCUCCUGUUAAAGUAAUCCAAGCUUCUACUCCACCUGCUACUCCUGCUGAAAAAGAAGAGCCUAUUCCUGGAAGCUGUAUUAAAUCAUAGAAUUCAAACUGUUAUACACUUGUACUUGUUUUUUUAUAUUAAUAAAGAAAUUCUUGAAGAACUUAAACUUUUGUUUGAUAGAUUAGUGUCUUGCUGUAAUACAGUAAAACUUAAAUUCUUAACGCGCAUACAUGAUCUUUUACAUAGAACUCUGAACUAAAUCAUUAAAUUUGAUAUCAAGAUGAGCCUUUUGGCAGAAAUUGAUUGCACAUAAACACUUUCGAGGCUGGAAACUAUACCAGACUCCUCUGACAUUGUUACCUGCGUAUGCGUUAGGGCGAGGGGGUCUCUAGAAAUGAAGUGUUUUCUAAGAGUUGUAUUUAGAACCUAAGAAAAUAGGAUGCAGUUAAACGUAUGAUGCUUGACUUUUGAAUAUUUAGCACACAGUCGAUUUACAUUAGCUUUUGGCGGUCAAAAAAUGAACAAAUCGCAGAAUGUCUGUGCCAGAGAUUGCGCUCAAUAAAGUUCAUGUCUGUCACCUUGAAAUUUUUUUUUUUU
Messenger RNA from Gilbertella persicaria, 2232 nucleotides. Its product is annotated as 3-hydroxy-3-methylglutaryl-coenzyme A reductase. Gene Ontology annotation, molecular function: hydroxymethylglutaryl-CoA reductase (NADPH) activity; protein binding. Gene Ontology annotation, cellular component: peroxisomal membrane; endoplasmic reticulum membrane. Gene Ontology annotation, biological process: isoprenoid biosynthetic process; coenzyme A metabolic process; ergosterol biosynthetic process. The transcript is spliced from 2 exons. Bases 97 to 1734 code for a protein of 545 amino acids. The record is from RefSeq and is a predicted model, not a curated record. Lineage: Eukaryota; Fungi; Mucoromycota; Mucoromycetes; Mucorales; Choanephoraceae.